This is a messenger RNA of Henningerozyma blattae CBS 6284, 798 nucleotides long. RefSeq lists its product as uncharacterized. The transcript has a single exon. Bases 1 to 798 code for a protein of 265 amino acids. The record is from RefSeq and is a predicted model, not a curated record. Lineage: Eukaryota; Fungi; Ascomycota; Saccharomycetes; Saccharomycetales; Saccharomycetaceae.
AUGGAGCAACUGAAAAAAAACUGUAUAGCAUUUGAUCCUUGGGACACAUGGUGGAUAAAUAAAAAGAAUCCUCGGCAUUUAUUUGAUCCUAAUGUUAAAUAUAUUUUAGAGGUAGACGAUUAUGAAAUAGAUAAAAGAUUGAAUGAGGAAGUUAAUUUUAGAGACUUCUAUUUCUUAUUUGAAGAUUAUUCACAGUUGCAUAUUUCAAUUCAAUAUGAUAAAAAACAUCCAAGAAAGACAGCAAUUGCAAAACAGAGUUACAUACCGCUGAAGUUUUCAUUGGGUAUUCUUAACUACUAUUCGGUUGAAUAUGGAUCUAAAAUACUGGAUUGUAGUAGGGAAAUGCUUGGCAAAAAAAUAUCUCUAGAAAAAGGGCCCUUUGUGCCGCGAGUUUUGGAAGCAAUCCAAGGAACAGAUCUUAACACGUUACUACCACCAAUUAAUAAUAGAACUUUCGGCAUUACUGUAUUUAAAUACAACGCUGGUGAAAUAAUGGAUCCAGAAACUUUCAAAAAUAUCAAGGGUGGUGAUAUACUUGUUAUUCGAAGUGGUCUAUUCAUGAAACAUGAGAAGUCAAUAUUGUUAAAAGGAAAAACUAAGUUGGGAAAGGAAGCAGACCUUAACUCAGGUAUACCUUAUAGCUCAAUAAUUUCAGACUUCGAUAUAGAAAAAGGUAAGCUAAGAGUGAUAGAAGAAUAUCAUGACAAAAUUAUACAAAAUAGUUAUAGUUUAGAUCAAUUGAAGAGGGGGCAAUUGAGAAUAUUCAGAGUUGUGGAUCGUGAAUGUAUAGGAUGGUGA